This is a messenger RNA of Pecten maximus, 556 nucleotides long. RefSeq names its product histone H2B. The record is from RefSeq and is a predicted model, not a curated record. Bases 83 to 457 code for a protein of 124 amino acids. Gene Ontology annotation, molecular function: structural constituent of chromatin; DNA binding; protein heterodimerization activity. Gene Ontology annotation, cellular component: nucleosome. The transcript has a single exon. Lineage: Eukaryota; Metazoa; Mollusca; Bivalvia; Pectinida; Pectinidae.
UACCUGUGAGGGCGAUGGUAUAAAAGGGAAAAAUUGAAAAACGUCGCUCAUUACUCGUAUCGGCACUCGUCGUAUUAGUAUCAUGGCACCCAAAGCAUCAGGAUCGAAAGGAGCUAAGAAGGCCGCCACCAAGGCAAAGGCCAACCGUGGGACUGACAAGAAAAGGAGGAGGAAGAGGAGGGAAUCCUACAGCAUCUACAUCUACAAAGUGUUGAAACAGGUGCACCCCGACACCGGUGUGUCCAGCAAGGCCAUGUCCAUCAUGAACAGCUUUGUCAACGACAUCUUUGAGAGAAUCGCCGCUGAGGCUUCCCGUCUCGCUCACUACAACAAGAGGUCCACCAUCACCAGUCGGGAGAUCCAGACCGCUGUCCGUCUCCUUCUGCCCGGUGAAUUGGCCAAGCACGCUGUCAGUGAGGGAACCAAAGCUGUCACCAAGUACACCAGCUCCAAGUAAACUCCUGAAAAAGUUUACUACAAACACAAACGGCCCUUUUCAGGGCCACCCAAACUCCUCAAAAGGUCCCAAUGAACACUCGAAAAAAAACGCAAUUAC